Messenger RNA from Xiphophorus maculatus (southern platyfish), 2876 nucleotides. RefSeq lists its product as uncharacterized. NCBI's taxonomy places the organism in Eukaryota, Metazoa, Chordata, Actinopteri, Cyprinodontiformes, Poeciliidae. The transcript is spliced from 2 exons. Bases 24 to 2339 code for a protein of 771 amino acids. Gene Ontology annotation, biological process: DNA integration. Gene Ontology annotation, molecular function: nucleic acid binding. The record is from RefSeq and is a predicted model, not a curated record.
AGCACAGACCUGUGACCUAUGACAUGCCAACUCUUCGAAACAUCUAUAGAGUUCUAGCGACACAGUAUGACCCUUUAGGCUAUCUGUUACCUUUCACUACUCGGGCCAAGCUCCUCCUUAGGCAGUUGUGGGAUAAGAAGCAUGGUUGGGAUGACUCAAACCUUCCAUCCACACUCCUUCAAGCUUGGAAUGACUGGGAGGCAGAGCUUAAGUUUCUACCUCAGCUUACCUUCCCACGCGCUUAUGCUCCUACUCAAACCAACUUAGAAGAGGACAUCCGUGAAGUGCACAUCUUCGCAGAUGCAUCUGAGAAAGCCUAUGGAGCUGUAGCUUAUAUGAGGACUGAAGAGUGCGGCGGUCAGGUUCAUCUCACCUUCAUCCUAGCUCGUUCCCGUGUAGCUCCAAAACGGACCCUCUCUAUCCCUCGCCUAGAGCUCUGUGGAGCCUUGGUGGCAGCACAGUUGGGCAGUAUCUUGAGAAAAGAACUCACCUCGACUAUCAGAAGGAUAAUUCUGUGGUCAGACUCGACAACUGUCCUCAACUGGUUGAGCUCGCAGUCCUGUCGCUAUAAAAUCUUUGUAGGAGCCAGGAUAGCUGAGAUACAGGAGUUGACAGAAAACUGUACCUGGCGCUAUGUAGACUCCGAAAGUAAUCCAGCGGAUGACCUGACAAGGGGAAAGGCACUGGCAGAACUCAAAGUGCCAAACAGGUGGUCAGAUGGACCCCCCUUUCUGCUCCACAGUCCCGACACAUGGCCAGAGAAGCCUAACUCUGAGCCCUUUAAUGAGGAAUCAGAGCUCCGAAAGGCUGUCUUCUGUGGAACAGUAACCACCUCCGCAUCUAUCUGUUGGGAUGAAAUGGAGUACAAGACAUGGCAGGAGCUCUUGGAUGCUUCUGUUAAGGAACUUCAAGGACAAACGCUCUCAACUUCACCUCGUGCUGAGGAAUAUCAGGCUGCAGAACAGGCUCUCCUUAGGCGAGCUCAACAGGAGUCAUUUCCAGAGGAAUGUCGUUUACUUGCCGAAGCGAAAUCUGUUUCAUCCAGAAGUCGCUUACUCACGUUGGCACCUGAACUGGAUACCUCAGCAGGCCUUAUCAGAGUAGGAGGUCGAUUACGACGUCUAGGAGGUCUUGACGGAUCGACACUGCAUCCUAUUGUCCUGGAUCCUACUCACCCCUUCACACGUCUUCUCAUCCAGAAAUACGACAUUGAUCUCCAUCAUCCAGGCCCUGAACGGGUUUUUGCAGAGUUACGGAGAUCUUACUGGAUACUGCGUGGAAGAGAAGCAAUACGCAAAUACCAGCGCACCUGUCCUGAGUGCCAGCGUUGGAGGGCGCAACCCUCAAUUCCGAGGAUGGCUGACCUUCCUGCCGCUCGGCUUAGGUUGUACAAGCCCGCCUUUUACUCCACUGGUGUUGACUGCUUUGGGCCCAUGAUUGUGAAAAUAGGAAGACGGCAGGAGAAACGCUGGGGUAUCAUUUUCAAGUGUCUGACAACGAGGGCAGUACACUUGGAUCUCCUAAGUAGCCUGGAUGCAGAUGCUUUCCUUAUGGCCCUGAGGCGAUUUAUCGCCCGAAGGGGAAAGCCUGCAGAGCUAUGGUCUGAUUGUGGGACCAAUUUUAAGGGGGGAGAUCGGGAACUCAGAGAAGCCUUUGCCAACAUGUCAGAGACCCUGCAGGGGCAGCUAGCCUCCCAGAAGAUUAAAUUUCAGUUUAAUCCCCCAGCAGCUCCACAUUUUGGCGGAGUGUGGGAGCGAGAGGUUCGUUCAGUGAAGGCAGCUCUCCGAAGCUGUGUGGGUUCCCAACCUCUACAGGAGGAGGUACUUCUUACAGUUCUUCUGGAGGUGGAAUCGAUACUGAACUCAAAGCCUUUGGGAUAUGUAUCAGCUGACGUGGCAGACGUGGACCCUGUGACUCCAAAUAGUCUCCUCAUGGGGCGGCCUGAUGGAUCCCUACCCCAGGUGGUCUACCCAGAGAUAGAAAACCUCAGUCGAAGACGUUGGCGGCACUCACAGAUUCUUGCUGAUCACUUCUGGGCAAGAUUCAUCAGAGAAUACCUUCCUGGCUUACAGACAAGACACAAAUGGCAAUCAAGCCCUCCGGAACUUCUGCAGAAAGCAAUUGUUAUGAUUGUGGAUCCCCAGCUGCCCCGCGCCUUAUGGCCGAUAGGUCAUGUGACCAAGAUUCACCGCAGUGAUGAUGGACUUAUCAGAUCAGCGGAUGUGAAAGUUAGUGAACAUGUCUACACUAGACCAGUUGCUCGGUUGGUUGUUUUACCAGCUGUGCCAGCUGAAGGAAAGGACACUGAGGAGGACAGCCAGAAGUCCCCCAAGACUUGAUAAAGCCUUUUAUGUUUAGCAAAUGUGUAACCACAUUUGGGGGCGGCUGUAUAAAAGGCGCUGACAUUUCUGUAUUUUAUUUUGUAAUGUUGGUUUAGAGAGUAUCCUAGGAAGUGACGUAAGUCGGAGUUUAGUGCUGUGCCCUGCUCAUGGGAGCAAUUUAAUAUACUUCCGGGUCAGUUUGCUGCGUUCUCAGCAUGUGAGACCGCAUUCAUGUUGUAGUCUUGAGAAGUGGUGCUCCGAGUGUUAAGUUGAUGACGGAAAACUACUGGCAACACUGAGCAUCACGACGAAUAAACCAGUUCGCAUCUAAGUCAAGUUUGAUCUCAUGUCCUCCUUCCUGUAUCCUGACCGAUACACCAUCCUGUUUGCUGCAAAUAACCUAAGAACCUAACCUAAUUAACACUGGCAUUUUGCGCCAUUUCCUCUUAUUCUGACUAGCACCAGCAGGCAAGACGGAUGAAGUGUCUUGACCAAGGACACAAUGAAAGAGGCGGGCGGAGCAGGAAUUGAGCUGGCAAAAAAAAAAAAAAAAAA